AUGAUCAUCUCUGAAAUCAUCAUCAUCCCCUUCGUUCCAUUACGUUCCUCUUCUCCUACACGGGUCAGACGUUCGUCCUCGCUUCAAUUCACUCCUACCGAUUCUGUUGUUAUCGACGACGCUAAACUUUCAGAAGUGUCCGGUCUUUCACGAACAACAAGUGCUUGCAGUAGUAAUAUUCGUACACAGUUCACAUAUCUGUUCGGAAUGAAUUCGUGUAAUAUAUGUUUGGGAUGUUGUCGUAUACGAGUUGCAUCUUGUCUUAUAGGAAUGAUCAGCAUAGCAAUAUCUGUCGUCACUAUAUGCUGUUUACUUUCUGUAUCGAGCAGUCUUUCGAGAGAUAUGCAGAAUGUAGUGAGCGCUCCAAUCGCUAGCCUCGUCCUUUUUCAAAUCGCUACAGCUAUGCUUUUAAUUAUUGGUGUCCUAAUUGACACACAUUUUCUAUUAGUGCCAUUCCUGUUGAAUUCGGUUCUUCAUAUAUGCUUAGCCGUUGGUAUCGCUAUAUCUGUACUAUUUUCUUCGGGAGAUAUUAAGAAGCUGUACGGUCCUCAUAUCAUAAUUAUCUGCCUGGUGGCGCUAGUCCUAUACGUUUGGUUCACAAUUGUGGUAACAAUGACGAUAAUAUUAAUUCGAGACAAGAGACGACUUGGAGAAUAUUUUGGAAAUGCUACCACAUACAGUUAUGAUCACCAGGAUGAGUUUGAUACCACUCGAGGUGCAAUUGAUCGUAUUAGCAGUUCUGUUAUAUAG
Molecule: messenger RNA, 750 nt
Organism: Necator americanus (New World hookworm)
Lineage: Eukaryota; Metazoa; Nematoda; Chromadorea; Rhabditida; Ancylostomatidae
Exons: 9
Coding region: 1-750 (249 amino acids)
Source: RefSeq, a predicted model, not a curated record